Messenger RNA from Metopolophium dirhodum (rose-grain aphid), 4331 nucleotides. Its product is annotated as RYamide receptor-like. Gene Ontology annotation, cellular component: membrane. Gene Ontology annotation, molecular function: neuropeptide Y receptor activity. The record is from RefSeq and is a predicted model, not a curated record. The transcript is spliced from 8 exons. Bases 474 to 1724 code for a protein of 416 amino acids. Gene Ontology annotation, biological process: neuropeptide signaling pathway. NCBI's taxonomy places the organism in Eukaryota, Metazoa, Arthropoda, Insecta, Hemiptera, Aphididae.
CCUCUUAGGCGUCAGUCGUCCGACACAUCGCGACUUUGGCCGGUCCGCCCGCUGUUGGAUACGUCCGCGUGAACACAACGUAUAAACCACCACCACUCGACGACGACAACAACAACAACAACAACAAUAACAACAACAUCGCCCAGGUCAGUGGUGUCUGCAGCGUCAGUGUAGUGGCGUCUACGCGAUAUUGUAAAAUAUAUUAUUUUCCGCGGAUGACUCUAUGACGGGACGCCGAAUUGAAAUGAAAUAAUACAAAUUUGAAAUUGUACAAGAUUUUUAUCUAUAGAUCGUUGAUCGUUGCAUUUUGGUAUAUUGUAACAUUUUUAGUGGCCUAUACUAUGUAUGACAUUUUACCAGCGUUUAUUGGCGGUCAAUACUAUUUUGUCUACCUAACGCAGCGAUUAAAAUGUCGAGUCAAAGAAAAUGUUGCUGAGUUAGUGUCCCGUGCAGGUGGAUAGGACUGCGGCGCCAUGGCCGACAACGGCGGCGAGUCGACGGCCACACCGUGGAACGCCACUGACACUGCGGCCACUGCGCAGUGGAACGCGACCGGUGCCGCAGGCGGGGUGUCCUGUCACUCGGAGAUCGAAGGCGUGCUCGGCACGGCCGCGUUCCAAACACUCGUCUACCUGACGUACACGAUCGUGUUCGUCGUGUCGCUGGUCGGCAACGGGCUGGUGUGCCACGUGGUCAUGUUCUCCGCGCAGAUGCACUCGGUCACCAACCUGUUCAUCAUGAACAUGGCCGUCGGCGACCUGCUCAUGACGCUCUUCUGCGUGCCGUUCUCAUUCGUCGCCACGCUGCUCCUGCAGUACUGGCCGUUCGGCAGCGACCUGUGCCACACCGUUAGCUUCGCCCAGGCGGUCGCCGUGCUGGUGAGCGCGUACACGCUGGUGGCAAUUAGCGUGGACAGGUACAUUGCGAUAAUGUGGCCGCUGAAACCUAGGGCCAGCAGACAUCACGCCAAAUGCAUAAUAGCAUUAGUCUGGACCGUGGCCGUGAUUACAGCGUUUCCGAUUCUCCUAGUUACGACAUUGGAACAACCGUCGUAUUGGCAUCAGGAAUGCGGAUUCUAUAUUUGCAACGAGAAAUGGCCAAGUGAGAAUGUCCGGCAUUACUAUAAUGUAGCGUUGUUGGUGCUUCAGUAUUGCAUACCAUUCGCCGUCCUGCUAUUUACAUAUGUCAACAUUGGGGUGGUGGUGUGGGGCAAAAGGACUCCGGGUGAGGCGCAGAACUCCAGAGACGUUAGGAUGGCCAAGUCGAAGAGAAAAAUGAUAAAAAUGAUGGUUACUGUGGUCAUAGCGUUCACGGUCUGUUGGCUGCCGUAUAAUAUCCUUCUGAUCCUGUGGGACCACGAACCGUCGCUGAGCUCGUGGAGCAGCCUGCCGUACGUCUGGUUCCUGUUCCACUGGCUGGCCAUGUCGCACACGUGUUACAACCCGCUGAUCUACUGCUGGAUGAACACCCGGUACCGGGCCGGUUUCGCGGCAGUUCUGCGCAACGUGCCCGGGUUCGGCCGGUGCUUGGGCGGUUACCUGCGGGCCCAACAGCACCAGUCGCACCACUACAACAGCCACAACGACCCCAGCCAGGCGGACGGCCUGCACCGGAUCAACACUUCGUCGUCGUUCGUGUCGGUCAAGUCGCGGCUCAAGUCGUUCAACGGACGGCCCGCGGCGUACGGACGGAGCCGCCGGAACUGGCACGAGGAAACGCUCUGAGCGCCGCCGAAACCGCUCACGCGACGUCGCGGCCGUGGUGGUCGUCGGUGGUGGCCGGUCAUCCGGGAAAGGGCCGUUUUCGCGGUGCGGUCGCGACAGAAAACCGCACGCUUUUGACUUAGACUCCGCGGCUGCGGUCGGCCGGACACGAAAACCGCACAUUUUCUAAUAUUUAUGUCGGUCCGUUCGGCGCGCUAGCCGAUACUUGGCAAACGUUUUAUACCAGUGGGAGGGAGAGGGUUCAAAAUUUUACCACAGUUACCCCAAAAAGCGACGAAUCGUUAAUACCGUUCUAUACAUAAUUAAAUCACCGUUUUUCUCGAGCGACUAAAAUAUAUGACUUGAUGUGUCUAUAAAAGUGUAGAAUAAAUGCUCAUUAAUUCACCGUUUAUAUGACGAAGAAACCACAGAAAUUAGCCGAUUUUAGUUUUAUCUUGAACGAAGAGUCCAUCCAAAAUUAAAUUUUAAUAUAUUUUAAACGUUAUUUCAAUUAUACAUUUGAUUAAUUUAAAUUACAAAAUAAAGAUUAAUUUAAAGGUAUUUAUACGGGAAAUUUUUGAAAAUCUUUGUCACGCAUAAACUAAUGCAAAGACAAUUAAAAUACUGCAUUAAUACUUUUGUUUUAUUAUUUUCUUAUACAAACACUUAAAAUACAAAUUAAUUAUUUCAAAAAUAGAAAUACGAAUUGAAAACACUGGCACGGCGCCGCAAAACAAAAUUACAUUGCAAUAUUAUGAGUUAUGACUAUAGAUAGGUACACUCGUGAACCAUUAGUUUUAAAUUUUACUACCUUGGAUGGUUAGACCCCUUUGAAUAAUACAAAGAUGAGAGGGAAAUCGUACCCAAAUCGCAUCCAAAUGCCGCCUGUGGCACCUACACCUAUAGAAAAAUUCCGCACACUUUUAGUUAGAUAAAAACGUUAUAUCAAUCACACUUUUUUUCAUGUAGGUACGACCGCAUUUUGUAGUUUUAGCAUUUUGUCACAUUAUGUUAUGUUGAUAACAUUGUACCACCUACGAUUAUAAUCAAGACGUAUGAUUUACUGAGGUCGUUUUUAGUCGCAAUUAGUGGCAGAUUAGUUGGUUGUAUUCGCGUGUGUAUCGGUGUAAAAUGAGUAUAUAAUGUAAAGUGCUUAAAAAAAAUGUUUUUCCGUAAUUUUAAAGAGAUCGUAUCAAUUUUUUGAAAGUCAGGCACUAUUAUAACGGUCAAUUAAACAGUAGGUAAUUUAUUCUAUACAUUUUUAUUUAUUUUUAUUUUUAUGAACAUAAGUUAUCAAUACAAUAUUAUAAAUAAUGCAUUUUAUAUUUUAAAAAUAUAGCGAUUUUGCCAAAUUAUAAAUUAAUUAGAAAGUGUGUGGUUUUUAAAAACAACAAACUUUCUAAAAAAAGUGUGCAGUUCUAAUCUACUGAAAGUGUGUGGUAUCAUACAGUAUAUCAUCUAAAGUGUGCAGUUUUGGAUUCAGUAUACAGUUAUACAGAUAUACAGUUGUUACUCACUAUGAAUUAUGAUUACAAUUUUUACUGUUAAUUCAAGACGCGUCUUCUCGUCCGAAAUGCAUUUUGUGAUGAUGUUAUUUUUUUCGUAAAGAGUAUCGAGUAUACGCUAUCUACAUACAUAUUAUCGUUAUCGUGAAAUGGUCAAAUUGGUUUGAAACAUGUUGAGAUAGAGUGAUUUAAUAGUUCAAAUUUACUCGUCAUGUUUCGUCCUCUUUAAAAACUUGUAUAAUAAUAAAAACAAUUUUUUGUUAAUUUUUUUGUUUAACGCAACGAUUAUAGAGAUGGGCAACUCUUGGUUUUGUACAAUAUGUUUUUGUGAAAAAAUGAACAACGCGUAGAUAUUAUUGCAAUAGUUUAGAAUUACUAUUUUUCGGAGAGGGAUGUGAUUUUUUAGAAAAAAACAUAAUAUAACGUAUGAUAAUAAUAUUAUGUGAAGGUGUGAAAACCCACUUCGACCACUGCACAAUUGACGUAAUUGUGAAUUAUUUUUACUUACAAAAACCUACACUUCAAGACGCAUCCAAACCCAUUUUCUCCCGGUUAAUUUUUUUAAAAACAAAAAUAAACGUAGACAACAUGCGUGUCCAACCUAUAUUAUAUUAUACCCAGUUUCAAAUAAUUCAGCUUAUUAUACCUACGACCUAUACGUGUGAUGUCUCAUGAGUUUAUGCUGUGUAAUUUGAUGGAAUGUACUUUUUAAAUUAAGUGUAAUAUAUUUGUGUGAACGAUUUUGUUUGGAUGUAAAUAAUAACGUUAAUAUGUUAAUAAAUACAGUUAAAAUACAAUUAUUAUUAUAAAAGUCUACUGUUUAAAAAAAAAACUGUCCCCAGUAUGACAGCAUAAACGCUCCGUAAAAAUAAUGUUUAUGCGCAUACAAUUAUAUACGUGUAAGCACUGAGCAUAUGUGUAUUCCUUGUUCUGAAAUAUGACAAAUGGGGGUGGAUUUUAAAAUGCCACUCUUGGCUACUAUACACACAGAAGUGUGUUUUACCCAUCACAAAAAAAAUAAUUUUUUCUCCUUUCUGAAAUUCCACCACUAAAUUUUAUUCGCCGUCUACUUAAAAUUAAAUUUUAAAAAAAACGGGUAAGCAGGUUAAACGCUCCGCUGUAC